AGUGUGUGUGUGAUGUGUGUGCGCUUUGUGUUCUUUUGUCUCCGAAGCCAACCGAAGCCAAAGAACCCAUUUGCUCAGUCAUUUUAAUCUCUCCUAAAAAUUAAUUUUAAAAUCCCAAUUUUCUCCUUCUAGAGAAAGAGAGAGAGAGAGAGAGACAGAGCUCGUGUACUAGAGAUAGAAAGAGAGAGGCUUUUUAUGUUUUUGUUUUUGUUUUUGUGUUGGAAUGGUUGAAUUGGAAAAUACCCAGACAUCAUUGUGAUUGUUUAUUGUGUUAUUUGGAUAUGGGUUUUUCAGUACUGUCUGUGAUCUUGUAAACCCACAAAGCGAUCUUCGAUGCGGUGAUUAGAUUGGUGGUAAUUUUGGGGUUUGGUUUAUCUGGGCCGUUGAUUCACUUUUGCUUUUCGGCGAGAAAUGAACGGUGGCGAUGAGGUCGUCGCAGCACCCGGAGGCCCUCCACAGCCUCUGGAGUGGAAAUUCUCUCAGGUCUUCGGCGAGCGGACGGCCGGUGAAGAAGUUCAGGAAGUUGAUAUUAUUUCUGCUAUUGAAUUUGAUAAAACUGGUGACCAUCUUGCUACUGGUGACCGUGGGGGCCGGGUGGUUCUAUUUGAAAGGACAGAUACAAAAGAUAAUGGUGGCACCAGAAGGGAUUUGGAGAGAAUGGAUUAUCCAGUUAGUAGGCAUCCUGAGUUCCGUUAUAAAACAGAGUUUCAGAGCCAUGAACCUGAGUUCGACUACCUGAAGAGUUUGGAAAUAGAGGAGAAAAUCAACAAAAUCAGAUGGUGCCAAACUGCCAAUGGUGCCCUGUUUCUCCUAUCUACUAACGAUAAAACAAUUAAGUUUUGGAAGGUCCAAGAAAAGAAGGUCAAGAAAAUUUCUGAAAUGAAUGUGGAUCCUUCAAAAGCUGUAGGGAAUGGCAAUCUUGCUAGUUCAAGUAAUUUGGGUAGCUCUAAAAUGCAUCUUGCAAAUGGAGGAUGCCCAGACAGAUCAUUCAGUUGUCUGAGCAAUGACAUUUCAUUUCCACCAGGGGGCAUUCCUUCGUUACGAUUGCCACAGGUAGUAACUAGCCACGAGACUAGCCUAGUUGCUAGAUGUCGAAGAGUAUAUGCUCAUGCUCAUGAUUAUCAUAUCAAUUCAAUUUCAAACAACAGUGAUGGUGAAACUUUUAUAUCGGCUGAUGAUCUGCGAAUAAAUCUUUGGAACUUGGAAAUUAGCAAUCAAAGUUUCAAUAUUGUGGAUGUGAAGCCUGCAAACAUGGAAGAUUUAACCGAGGUGAUAACAUCAGCAGAGUUCCACCCUACCCAUUGCAAUACGUUAGCCUAUAGCAGUUCCAAAGGCUCGAUUCGACUCAUUGAUUUGCGGCAGUCUGCUUUGUGUGAUUCUCAUGCUAAAUUGUUUGAGGAACAGGAAGCGCCUGGUGCUAGAUCAUUCUUCACAGAGAUUAUUGCUUCAAUCUCAGAUAUUAAGUUUGGAAAGGAUGGAAGAUAUAUACUUAGCCGCGAUUACAUGACACUUAAGUUAUGGGACAUCAAUAUGGAUUCAGGUCCCGUCACAACCUUCCAGGUUCAUGAAUAUUUAAGACCUAAGCUGUGUGAUUUAUAUGAAAAUGAUUCUAUCUUCGAUAAAUUCGAGUGUUGUCUGAGUGGUGAUGGCUUGCGAGUAGCAACGGGUUCUUACAGCAAUCUAUUCCGUGUAUUUGGUUGUGGAACUGGUAGUACUGAGGCAACAACUUUGGAGGCCAGCAAAAAUCCAAUGAGGCGACAAGUUCCGACUCCUUCUAGGCCUUCCAGGUCCCUGAGCAGUAGUAUAACACGAGUUGUCAGACGGGGAGCAGAAAACCCUGGGGUUGAUGCAAAUGGAAAUUGUUUUGAUUUCACGACAAAGUUGCUGCACUUAGCAUGGCAUCCAACUGAAAACUCGAUAGCCUGUGCUGCUGCUAACAGCUUGUACAUGUACUAUGCAUAAAGAUGGUCCAAGGAGAAAUGUAUUUUCUUGGUUAGCUUUUUUGGGUUGCUGCUGGAGAAGGUUUCUCUUCCUUUCCCACCAACCAGUCAAUUGGAGGCCACAACAAUUCUCUCACAUUUCAAGGUGCCCCUUGAACCCGUUGCACAUGGUUUUAUUCUCACAGUCCAGAAGUGGCUGCCACAGAAUCCACAAGGAAGCAACCUGAUUUUGUUCUCGGGUGGGCAGCGUUUGCUUUUUCUUCCCCCUCGUCCCAACCCUUCUUUCCCUUUUUUUUUUCUUUUUUUUCUUUUUUUUUUUUUCUUUUGUUAUCUUUUUCUCCUGUAUCUUCUUUAAAAUAGAAGAUGUGGGGUUAUGUCUUAGAAUUGUGUUGGGUUGGCGUGGAGAAGAAAAUGUGAUUGUAGCUCUCCUACAACAAAUACUAAAAGGAUGUUCAAUAUUUGCCACUAGGUUUAAGAUAAAAUGUAGUUUUCUUACGCAAAAAAUCUUGGUGGGAUAGAGCUGUUGAAACUUGCAGUUCUUCAUUUUUUUAUUGAUUCUUUGUCAUGGUUGAAAUUUCUUUAAUGAUGUUCUCUCUUUUGGAAGAGGUUUAUCUUCA
This is a messenger RNA of Prunus dulcis (almond), 2557 nucleotides long. RefSeq names its product serine/threonine protein phosphatase 2A 55 kDa regulatory subunit B beta isoform. Gene Ontology annotation, molecular function: protein phosphatase regulator activity; protein binding. The coding region runs from base 412 to 1962 and encodes 516 amino acids. The transcript has 14 exons. Gene Ontology annotation, cellular component: cytosol; protein phosphatase type 2A complex. Gene Ontology annotation, biological process: peptidyl-serine dephosphorylation. NCBI's taxonomy places the organism in Eukaryota, Viridiplantae, Streptophyta, Magnoliopsida, Rosales, Rosaceae. The record is from RefSeq and is a predicted model, not a curated record.